AUGGCAGCUAGUAAGGGAAACGUUCGUAUACUUCAACAGAUUUUAAAACAGUGCCCGGAUAUAGAUGAAUUAUUAGACAAGGAGGGAAAUAAUUUUCUUCAUGUCGCUUUCAAAUGUGGAAGGUUAGAUGCGGUCAAGAAAAUUAUCUCCAGGAGACCGGAUCUCAGUAAGCUGUUAAAAGAUCCGGAUAACGACGGAAAUACGCCGUUACACACGGCUGUUACAAACGGUGCCCAAGGGAGCGUGCAUUUUCUUCUCCGGGACAAAACCGUAUGCGUCGACGUUAUCAACCACGACGGCUUCACCCCUCUCGACUUGGCGUACGGAAUGUUGGAUAAUAAAGACCUGCAAUUCCGGACGAAUACAGCAGAAGUUUGCAUUGCUAGCUGCCUGGCUUUAACAAAGGCUCCGACCAGUCCCCGAGAAUUGCGCGAUUUAGAAAGCGGUGAAUUAACCAGUGAUGAGACCAAAGAGAGACAGUCCGGCGACGAGGGCAAGGAAAUCGGGAGACAGGUGAAUUUCGCCAGAAAUCUCGGGAUUGCUGCGGUGUUGAUUGCUACGGUCACAUUUGCUGCUGGUUUCACCCUCCCCGGGGGGUACGUAGCCGAUGAUCAUCCAGGCCGUGGCACAGCAGUUCUAGCAAAAGAGUAUGCCUUCAAGGUAUUCCUAGUCUCAGAUGCCACCGCGUUGGUCUGCUCCCUCGUAGCCACAUGCUGGCUCAUGUAUGCAGGAACGUCGAUAGUUGAUACACAUACUCGCAUACGAGCCCUUUGGGGGGCUAAAAAUUGUCUAUGGGUGGCAUUUGCGGGCAUGUGCACUGCAUUCGCCAUGGGUAUAUAUGUAGUGUUGCCUCCCAGCUGCAAGCGUAUCAGCAUUCUUUUAUGCAUCACUGCUCUCGGGGCCCCUCUUUCAGCUCAGAUGGUGGCAAAUUGUAACCUCCUUAGUUUGCUGAAAACAGUAAUAAUCAGGCAGGGGUAUAGACAAUGUAUUUGGCCAACCAUACACCCGCAUGAUAAGAAACGUCUUGGUCAUGCUUUGCUGCCGCCCGGUGGACGUCUCUAUACUUUGCUGCUUGAGACAUUGGGCCUUUAUCUUCUCUUUUUCCUGUCAGCGAUGCUCUAG
Messenger RNA from Phoenix dactylifera (date palm), 1122 nucleotides. The record is from RefSeq and is a predicted model, not a curated record. Lineage: Eukaryota; Viridiplantae; Streptophyta; Magnoliopsida; Arecales; Arecaceae.